AUGCUUGGAGCAAAGGUACUAAUCGUUCCGACGGCAGUCAACCCAGACAGCCUCUACAAGUACACCAGCGUGAGAUACACCAACAAAUUACUGUUAAAUUUACGGCAUUAGCUUACGGUUCAUACUAGUGGGAAGAUCCAGUCCGCACCCUCGGCUCGUACAUUGGUAUUAUCAGCGUCCUCUGUGCAGCACACUACCUGCCCCUCACUCAAACAGCUCUCAAGGCGGGAGCUACGGUUCUUGGAGGUACCUAUACACCAAUUGAUCCAUAACAGUUGAGAUUAAAAUGAACGUACACUGACGAAGUUGCAACUAGUGGCUGCGACCGUUGAAUACGCCCAUCGUUCAUUCACUCCCAACACAAUUCUAGCCCGUCUCCGCCCGGCUGAGUAUAAGAGGAUCCCCGAGCCAGUCCUCAAUGACACGCUUAAGGAUUUACACGAUCUUGUGCAGUUCCUCGUUGUCGAGGCCCAGAGAAUUGUCCUUGGCCAACACUUGGGAAGAACCUUUGGGGUACGUUUGCUUGGCUGUCGGGCCCUCGGCGAUUGAGCAUUGGCUAAUUGACAAGCAGGCUUUCAUUACUCUGGCUACUUUGUACUUCCUCGUGAAAAUCGUCUCGCCAUUCGGGUUGGUACUCUUGGGCGUCACCGCGCUCUACACGGCCCCCCUCGUCACGUCGCGCCACGGCCGCGAAGUCCUCGAAGCUGCCAAGGCUCGCACUGCAGACAUGAGCAACGCAGCUUUGGAGAGUUCGCAGGCACUUGCCCAGGCCGGAAAGGACAAGGCCGCUGAGCUCUCAACCGCGACUCAACAGACUGCCGCAGACACCAAGCGACGCGCUGGAGAGCUCGUGCAGGGCGGAGCCAAUCCAUCCAGGGCCACAGAUGAAAACGCUGACGCCUUGAUGGAGGCGGCCAAGAAUACCGUUGACAAAACCUCCGACAAGGCAAACCGCGCUGUUGGUCAAGAUGAUCAGCAGACUCGCCCCAGCCAUGAUACCACCGCUGUCCAUUCGCACAGAGAUGCAGGGAACAUGAACUCCUCCCGCAGCAACCCUGCAGGCGUAGGCAAACUCAGCGAUCCAUUGUCCAAUCUUUCGGCUGGCGGGAUCGCAAAGGAGAAUACUCACAAAUAUGCCGAGCCCGCACCUCAUCUUCCCACUUACCAAGAAUCGCGCCUGGCUGCCACUGGCCUCGGCUCGGCAAGACAGGAUCCGAUUGUUGAUUCCGGUGACAGUCAUUACGCUCUCAAGAACACUUCAGAAGGCUUGAGAGACGUGGCACAGUCAACUCCUAGGCACGACGCCAGUACAGCCGUGUCGACUUCCAGUGCCGCACCUGGACUUGCGUCAGAGGCGGACCAGGCUGACACGGGCAUCCUCAACCGACCUCGCGCCAUUCCUCCACUGGCAAACCUUGACCAGACGUCUCCAGCAUUUGGCAAAUCCUAA
Molecule: messenger RNA, 1450 nt
Organism: Clonostachys solani
Lineage: Eukaryota; Fungi; Ascomycota; Sordariomycetes; Hypocreales; Bionectriaceae
Source: the annotation of a GenBank genome assembly